Messenger RNA from Hibiscus syriacus, 2520 nucleotides. RefSeq names its product chloride channel protein CLC-b-like. Bases 81 to 2456 code for a protein of 791 amino acids. Gene Ontology annotation, biological process: chloride transport; transmembrane transport. Gene Ontology annotation, molecular function: nitrate:proton symporter activity; voltage-gated chloride channel activity. Gene Ontology annotation, cellular component: intracellular membrane-bounded organelle; plant-type vacuole membrane. Lineage: Eukaryota; Viridiplantae; Streptophyta; Magnoliopsida; Malvales; Malvaceae. The transcript has 6 exons. The record is from RefSeq and is a predicted model, not a curated record.
UCAAUCUCAAAGUCAAUCCAUUUCCAUCCAAAACCAACCCUCUUCUCCAUUAAUUCUUUUGUUUCUGCUCUCUUUGAUUAAUGGAGUCGGAUUCAAACAAUUUGGGAAAACCAGAAACUCCCAGUAAUUCGGAGGCUGAAGCUCAUGAAGGAGGAGGAGAAGAAGAAGAAGAAGAAGAAAGGGACCCUGAAAGCAAUUCAUUACGUCAGCCACUUCUCAAAAGAAACAGAACCCUUUCUUCCACUCCACUAGCCUUGGUUGGAGCCAAGGUCUCCCAUAUAGAGAGUUUGGAUUACGAGAUAAAUGAAAAUGAUAUUUUCAAGCAUGAUUGGAGAAGCAGGUCCAAGGUUCAAGUUUUGCAGUACGUUUUCUUGAAAUGGUCAUUGGCUUUCCUAGUUGGAUUGUUAACAGGAUUAAUUGCUACACUUAUCAAUCUUGCAAUCGAGAACAUUGCUGGCUACAAGCUUCUUGCUAUUGUUGGUUUCAUCGAGGAGGGAAGGUAUAUAUCCGGGUUGAUCUUUUUCACCGGGAUCAAUUUUUUUCUCACCUUGGUUGCUGCAGUUCUCUGUGUGUGUUUUGCCCCAACCGCAGCCGGUCCUGGUAUUCCUGAAAUCAAGGCUUAUCUCAAUGGAGUUGAUACUCCUAACAUGUUUGGUGCCACAACAUUGCUUGUCAAGAUUGUUGGCAGCAUUGGAGCAGUUUCUGCCGGUCUAGAUCUGGGGAAAGAAGGGCCUUUAGUGCAUAUUGGGAGUUGCAUUGCUUCAUUACUUGCACAAGGAGGGCCUGAUAAUCACCGUAUCAAGUGGCGUUGGCUUCGCUACUUCAACAAUGAUCGGGAUCGCAGAGAUAUUAUCACCUGUGGUUCAUCCUCAGGUGUUUGUGCAGCUUUCCGUGCCCCAGUGGGAGGUGUCCUAUUCGCUCUUGAAGAAGUUGCAACAUGGUGGAGGAGUGCCCUUCUCUGGAGAACUUUCUUUAGCACAGCAGUUGUGGUGGUGGUUCUAAGGGAGUUCAUCGAAAUCUGCAAUUCCGGGAGAUGUGGCCUUUUCGGAUCAGGAGGGUUGAUCAUGUUCGAUGUUAGCGAUGUUAAAUUCAGCUACCAAGCCAUGGAUGUAAUCCCAGUUAUCAUUAUUGGAAUCAUUGGUGGACUUUUGGGAAGCCUAUAUAAUCAUGUUCUCCAUAAGGUCCUCAGACUCUACAAUCUCAUUAACCAUAAGGGGAAAAUGCAUAAACUACUUCUAGCUCUUGCAGUCUCUAUUUUCACCUCAGUGUGCCAAUAUUGUCUUCCGUUUCUAGCCCAAUGCAGAGCUUGUGAUCCAUCUUUUACGGAGACUUGUCCUACAAAUGAUCGGUCCGGGAAUUUCAAACGGUUUAACUGUCCUGACGGCUACUAUAAUGAUUUAGCUACCCUCCUCCUUACCACUAAUGAUGAUGCUGUUCGAAACAUUUUCUCAACCAACACUUCAUCUGAAUUCCAUGUUUCCUCCAUUUUAAUCUUUUUUGGACUUUAUUGCAUCUUAGGACUCGUUACUUUUGGCAUUGCUGUUCCUUCUGGACUCUUCCUCCCUAUCAUCCUCAUGGGCUCAGGUUAUGGUCGGCUUCUCGGUAUCGCCAUGCAAUCAUAUACAAACUUAGACCAGGGGCUUUAUGCUGUUCUUGGUGCCGCCUCUCUUAUGGCCGGCUCAAUGAGGAUGACCGUGUCACUUUGUGUCAUAUUCCUUGAACUCACAAACAACCUUCUUCUGCUGCCAAUAACAAUGAUGGUCCUUUUGAUUGCGAAAACUGUUGGGGACUGCUUCAACCCCAGUAUCUAUGAGAUUAUAUUAGAACUUAAAGGCCUCCCUUUCCUGGAUGCAAAUCCUGAACCCUGGAUGAGAAAUCUCACAGUUGGUGAGCUUGCUGAUGUCAAGCCACCAGUAGUCACUCUUUGUGGGGUGGAAAAGGUUUCACGUAUCGUGGACGUAUUGAAGAACACUACACAUCAUGCAUUCCCCAUUGUAGACCAGGGCGUGGUAGUGCCAGGCACCAUAGCUGCCAGUGCAACCGAACUGCACGGACUGAUCCUAAGAGCUCACCUUGUUCAAGCCCUGAAGAAGAAAUGGUUCCUGCCAGAGAAAAGAAGAACCGAGGAAUGGGAAGUGAGGGAGAAAUUCAACUGGGUGGAGCUUGCUGAAAGGGAACUCAAGAUUGAGCAGGUGGCGGUGACCCGCAAGGAAAUGGAAAUGUAUAUUGAUUUACAUCCUCUCACCAAUACAACCCCUUACACUGUGGUGGAAAGCAUGUCAGUGGCUAAAGCCAUGGUUCUAUUCAGGCAAGUCGGGCUCCGGCAUCUACUCAUUGUGCCGAAGUAUCAAGGGGCGGGGGUGGCUCCUGUUGUUGGGAUCUUGACCAGGCAGGAUUUACGGGCUUACAACAUUUUGGCUGCCUUUCCUCAUCUAGCAAGACCCAAGCUUUCUUAACAGAAAAUAAGUCUAAUAUUUGAACCACACAUCUUUUGGUUCAUCUUUCUAAGUUUAACUCUUC